UCACCGACGACAUCCUCGAUAGCAUGUCAACAGAGCUGCAACGAUACGAACGAUGAGAUGACCAGCUGAUGCGGAAUCUUGCGACACUAGACCUGUCGAGUACCUACGAGAAGGUCACCAAUGAUCACUGGGGUAGUGCGACUCGUGCUUAGGGCUGUGCUUGGUGUUUCUGCUUCCACUGAAGAACUAUUUAGUCCAUCAUCUUCUUGAGGCUACGGACAUGAUCAAAUUCUUCAAGCGCAAUCUUGAGCUGUUUUGCGAUCAACAUCAACUCAUCCAUCUGCUAAAUAAGAAAAAUCAAUCAUUGCAAUGCAGACUUUCAACCUCACCGCUACCGGCUACAACAUCAAUUACCUCCCUCAAUAUAUCGCACAACGACAUGGCUUCUUCGCUUCUCAAAACCUAGAUGUCGUCACCACCAUUCCUACUCCCUGGGACGGCGUGCUCGACGCCCUCGCCGACGGCUCAGCACACAUGGCCCUUGGCGGCAUCUGGGUUCCAUCCAUGUACCGGGGUCGCGUAAAAGACGAAUACACUGUUUUCGCGCAGAUCGCCAACCGCUGUCCCCUCGCGCUCCUCCGGCGCACAAACUGCGCCGAAAGAUUCGAUAUCACAAAACACGUCGUCGGCAAGACAGUUCUCAUGAAGAGCAUCGGCGGCGCAAGCGUGGGCCUGUGGUUCAAGAUGCUCUUGCGCGAGAACGGCGUCGAUCCGCGGAACGUAGAUUUUGUGCAAGAUCUUGAUGGUGCAAUGCUUGCGACCUUGUUCCAGGGCGGAAUGGGAGACUACUUGGUCACGGAUUACUUGUCCGCGCGGACCAUCACCGCCAGCAAUCCCGAUGUUGCGAUUGCGAUGGAAAUGGUCACGCAAGGGGAGGUGCCCUGGAGCGUUUACUAUCGCGAGACGAAGACAAUCACGCCGCAGAUUCUGGAUAUGCAGAGGCGGUUCUGCGUGGGAUUAAACAUGGGGAUCAAAUGGAUCAUGGAGAGGGAUGGGAAUGAGAUCAAAGAAGAGCUGGCAGAAUUGUUUCCUAAGAUACCGGUAGAGGCGGCAGUAGACGUGGUGAAUUCAUUUCGGAGGAAUGGAAUGUGGACGUCGGCUACGAUUCCGAGGACGACUUUUGAUAGAUGGCAACAGGGAUUGACUGAUGCGCGGUUUAUCGAGCAGCCUUUGGCUUACGAAGCCAUCAUCGAUGAUGGACCAGCGAGGGCAGCACAAGUUGUUGCCGCACCGAAUUCCUGAACUGGCCAUGGACACGUAGUACUGUAGUCGAGAAUAUGCACUCUUGGUAAAAUCUCAUGGCC
Boeremia exigua is the source of this 1304-nucleotide messenger RNA. RefSeq lists its product as uncharacterized. Bases 310 to 1242 code for a protein of 310 amino acids. Gene Ontology annotation, biological process: thiamine biosynthetic process. The transcript has a single exon. The record is from RefSeq and is a predicted model, not a curated record. NCBI's taxonomy places the organism in Eukaryota, Fungi, Ascomycota, Dothideomycetes, Pleosporales, Didymellaceae.